CGCUACAGCAGCACCCACCACGAGGAGACUUUCGAGUCCUUUACGGAGCGCUACGUCACCUUCUUCCAGCAGGCUCAGGAUCUCUUUGAGGUCCAGCGCGGGCUCAACAACUGCUUCGCGCACGAUCUCGUCCCCGCGCCCUCCGUCAUUGAGGCCGCGCUCCGCGCGACCCGCCGCGUGAAUGACUACGCGACUGCGGUCCGCAUCUUCGAGGGCAUCCAGGAGAAGGUGGAGAACAAGCAGCAGUACCAGGCGUACCUGGAGGAGCUUAAGCCCGUAAGGGAGGAACUUGGU
Fomitopsis serialis is the source of this 294-nucleotide messenger RNA. RefSeq names its product cytochrome c oxidase, subunit VA/VI. The transcript has a single exon. Gene Ontology annotation, biological process: mitochondrial electron transport, cytochrome c to oxygen. NCBI's taxonomy places the organism in Eukaryota, Fungi, Basidiomycota, Agaricomycetes, Polyporales, Fomitopsidaceae. Gene Ontology annotation, cellular component: mitochondrial inner membrane. The record is from RefSeq and is a predicted model, not a curated record. The annotation marks the transcript as partial.